UCCCGUAGCGGCGGCGCACCUGGUGCGCAUGACGCCGCGAUUGUGAUGACGAGUCGUGGAAACAGCUGGCGUCCUCCGUCAAACCAGCGCUCCGGGCCGGCGAACAUGGACGGGGCCAGAGGGGGGGGGGAGAAACCAGAAGUUUGAUUUGGAUCCGGAGAGACCGAGUCCCCGCCGUUAGUUCGUCGACGCGGCGAAUGACGCCGCUGCGCCGGCUCCGAGCCGCCUUGUUUUCGGCGACGUUAACCGACAUUAGCCCGCCCGGGGUUUGUUAGCCUAGCCCAUUGAGUUCCAGUGCGGUCGGUGGCUAACGCCGCCUAGCGAGCUAGCUUAAACUGCUAACCAACUUGCCUUGGCCCCCCCCAGCGAAAAAGUCCCGAGCUGACGUUGCCCGGUUAUAACGCCUUGUCAGCGGUUGUUGAGUCGCCCGCGGGUUUGCCGGCUCUUGGUCGUGUGACAGUAUGGCCCACGUACACUACAAAUUCUCCUCCAAACUCAAGUACGACACGGUGGUUUUCGACGGCCCGCACAUCACGCUGAGGGAGCUGAAGAGGCAGAUCAUGGGACGGGAGAGACUCCGAGCCGCCGACUGCGACCUGCAGAUAACCAGCGCACAGACCAAAGAAGAGUACACAGAUGAUGAUGCCGUCAUCACCAAGAACUCGUCCGUUAUCAUCAGAAGAAUCCCUGUGGUGGGAGUCAAGUCUUCCAGCAGCAAGUCUUCUACCGUCGAGCGUUCUGACAAUCAAGCCCACCGCCACACCUUCGGAGUCUCCAAAGCAGUGGGUAAUUGGAGCGCCUCCAGACCUCCGGGCAUUUUCUCUAAGACUGUCAACUUAGCGGAGAUGGACGCAUCAGAGGAGGACAAGAUCAGAGCCAUGAUGUCCCAGUCCAACCAUGAAUAUGACCCCAUGAACUACAUGAAAAAGCAAGGCCUUGCUCCACCUGCUAACUACACCUGUUACCGCUGUAGGAGGAGCGGACACCACAUCAGGAACUGUCCCACCAAUGGGGAUAAAAGUUAUGAAGCUCCUCCCAGGGCAAAAAAAAGUACAGGCAUCCCUUCUACCAACAUGAAGCCAGUAGAUGACCCCAGCAUCAAAGGAGCCAUGCUCACCAACUCUGGGCGAUACGCCAUCCCUAUAAUAACUGCCGAGGCAUAUGCCCUGGAAAAGAAGGAGAAGCCUCCGUUUGUCCCCCAUGUACAGCCUGUGUCAGAGGACAAGAAGGACCCUGUGCCCAGCGAACUGCGCUGUCUGAUCUGUAAAGGCCUGCUGGACGACGCUGUAGUCAUCCCCUGCUGUGGCAACAGCUACUGUGAUGACUGUAUUCGCAACACCUUGCUCGACUCUGAUGAACACGUCUGUCCCACCUGUUACACAUCGGACGUCUCCCCUGAUGCCCUCGUCGCCAACAAAUUCCUCCGACAGGCUGUGAACAACUAUAAGAAUGAGAGAGGCUACUCCAAAGGCCUGAUGAAAGCAUUCGCCAACACCACUUCCCAGACUCCGACUCCAACUCCGACCUUGACCCCAACCCCGAGCCCUGCUCCAACCCCGCCUCCUGCCCCCACACAGACACCCCCCCAGAGGCCCUACCAGCCAAUCCGCAGCCAGCGGGACCUUCUCAUACCAUGUCCACUGGCCUCAGACACCCUACUGUUGCCUCAGCUGACUGGGACUCCUCCCAUACCUGCAGGUCCUUCCUCCAGCUACAGUACACCGGUCCCCUCCCCCCAAUCGCUGCAGAACCACCUGGAGACACUCAAAGAGGAGGAGAGUGAGACUCCUGUCAGUACAUCUGCUGUUACCCUGGUGUCUACAGACUCCUCUGCUAAUCCAUCAUCACCACUGAAAACUACAGCUUACCAUACACCAGUAGUGGGCCACCUGCAGUCGACCAGCCUAAAUCCACGCCCGACAUCCUCAGAACAAAUGCGGAGUUACUCCGGACCACCUCCCAGCUGGGAGAGCUCAUCUUCUUCGGGCGGCUGGACACAUUCAAACAACCACCUUCCCCCUUCCUCCUGCUCCCUAUCCUCACCCAUGCCUCCUACCUUCCCCCCUCCGUCCCUCUUCUCCUCCUCUCCCCAGUUCCCUCCCUACCCCCCGGGACAGCAGCUCCCAACCAUCUACCCGCCCGGAUACCCCUUUACCCCUGCCACACACCCCUGGGCACCUUCAGCCCCCUCAGGUGCACCCAUCCCUUCCCUCGCCUCCUCCUCCUCCUCCUCUUCCUCCUCGUCCUCUUCCUCCCCCUCCUCCAUCCCUCCACUCAUCCCUAAAGAGGAGUUAUACAGAAAACAAAGGAGGGUGAAAGAAAGAUACGUUAGCCCGCCGAGUUGCACGUCGAGCCGAGCCCGGCAGAAAUCCAAGCUGGAUGAGAUGACCAAUGACUUUGCCAAAGAGCUGCUGGAGUACAAAAAGUUCCAAAAGGAGAGGAAACGCUCCUACUCCAGGUCGCCCUACCGAGGUUCUUCCCGCAGCCGCUCCUCCUCCCAUUCUGGCUCCAAGUCUUACUCUCGUUCUCGCUCCAGCUCGCGCUCAGUCAGCCGCUCCAGAUCCCGAUCCCGAUCCAGAUCCAGGUCCAGGUACCGAUCAUCUCAUUCCAGAAAAAGACAAUGCUCCACCCAUUCCCGCACCCAACGUACCCAUAAGUAUGGUUACAGGCGGUCACGCUCCAUCACGCCAUCUUCAUCAUCCUCCCACCGCGGUGCCUACUGCUCCAAGUCCCGAUCCAGGUCACCAGGAGCAGCAGCGUACCGGCGCAACUGCCAACCCCAGAGCAAGAGGCCAGUGCCAAGCAGCCGCAGAGAACGACACCAAGGGAACACGACUGGACGUAACCAGAGGGAGGGGGAAGGAGGCAGGGGGACAGCAGCGGGCUGUUAUCCCGGCAACCUGCAGUGGGACAGAGAGCGGUACCAGCAGUGGGAAAGGGAGUACAGGGAGUGGUAUGAGAAAUACUUCGGCAACUACACCGGCCACGGCCACCACAUCCCCCCUCUGCUCCCCACACCACCUCUGCUUCCUCACCAGAGAGAGGAGAGAAACAGUGCCCUAUCCUCCUCUUCCUCCUCUUCGGACUCCCACAACCGACCCCGAAAGAGGCUGGCCCCUAGGAGGUAUAGCCCCUCCCCUCUCCCACCACCAUCCAGUCACAGCCCCUCUCUGUCUGUCCAGGAUCGGACCCAGCCACUGACGUACCAGCAGAGGUGCGCCGGGCUAUUCGGACGGCAGCCAAUCACUCGUCUGGCCCGAAGGGAACAAGGAAAUGCUGAUGGCAACUCCCAGCCAAUCACAAGAGAUUCCAUGACUGUAACCGAUGCUUUGAACUCUGACCUCAACAUGCACAAACACAGGAAGGAGAAGAAAAAGAGAAGGAGGAAUGAGGAGGAGGAGGAAGGGAGAUGGAGAGAAGAGUCAGCAUCAUCACUUGCUGCCGUCGAGUCAACAGACUCCCACCGGAAGGAGAGGAGCAAAGUCGUCGCGCCAGAGGAACCAGCAGCAACAGCCUCGCCUCCACUUCCACCAGCAACACCUCCGGGUGGAGAACGUGAAGGACGAAGGAGAAGGUUGAAGAAAGAGGAUGGAGAGAAAAGGAGAAGAGAGCCAAGCUCCAGGCAAGACAAGAAGAGAAGAAAGGAGACGACUGAGACGGAUAGAGAUGCCGACUCCCUCCCAGCUGGCAGCAAAUCUCCAGACAACAGAUCUGGGAAGAAGAGGAAGGAGGGAGGGAGAAGGGGGAGGGAGGAGGAGAGAAGUCCCUCCAAUGAGACGCGCCACAGCAAACCUGCUGAAACGGAAAUGACCAAGGGCUGCGAAUCCCCAAGAGUGUGGGACAGACAUAAGAGAGAGACGGAAGAGAAGAAAAAGGAGAAGAAGGCAGCAUGGGGAGGCACCAGGUCUCUGCUGGAGAGAGAUAUCUGGGAGGGGGGGAUGAAGGUGGAACCGCAAAAGAAAAUAAGUAUCCGCAUCAACCUGAACAAGAAUAGGGAGGAAAAGAGAAGGAAGACAGUGGAAGAGGAGGAAGAGAAGGAGAGGGGUGACAAAGGAGAAAGAUGGGAGGCGAUAGAGAGCAAAGGAGGAGAGGAGAGGAAAGGAAAUGACUGGAGGGAAGUAAGCGGAGAACAGGAGGCAGUAUGUGAAGAAGAGAGGGAAAAGGGAGAGGGGGGAGAGAGAGAUAGUAUUGGAGAGAAGGAGGAGGAGGAGCAAGUGAUGGCGAACAAUGGACGAGAAGAUGGCCUCAUAACGGAGGAGGAGGAGCAAGUAACGGACGCAGCCGGGAUGGAGACAGAAAGAGAAGAGGAGAAUCUCUACCCAAGGGACAGCACCUCUGGAGAACAGGAGGAUGAGUCCCAAGAGAAGAAGAGAAAGACAUGCAGAGACGCGAAGAUGGAGAGUGAAAAGGGGAGGAGCAGCAAAGAGGAGGAGGCAGCAGUGAGAGUGGAGCAGAGGAGGAGCGAGAGUGGAUGGCUAGAGGAGGAGGAGGAAGAGGAGGAGAAAAGAAGAGAAGAGACGGGGGAGUUGAUACCAAAAAGCAAAGAGGAGAAAGAGGGCGGAGCGAGUGGAGAGGAGAUGAUGAAGAAGUCCAGGAGAAGAGGGGAGCUGAUGGAGGGAGCUAAGAGGAGCAGGAUGAUAAAGGAGGAGGAGGCACGGCUGCCCAAAGGUCAGAGGGGCUCGACCAAGUGUGAGGCGAGCCCUCCAAGCCAGCACAGACACAUCAUGAUGCAGUCUGAGAGUAGGGGCAGUCCAGAUCAUCAGGGCAAUGUGAGCGAUGAGGAGGAGCAUGAAAAGAAGAGGGUGGUGAAGACUCUGGAGGAAUACAUUCAAGACGGACCCACACCCACCCAGGACGAGAUAGUACUCAUACAGAUCCCUCGCUCCAAAUGGGAGAAAGACGAGUCUGAGGUGGAAGAUGAGGAAGAAGGAAAGGUCAAAGUUCCAAAUAAAAACCGUCUGGCACCUCCGCCAUCAGUCAUCACGCCAACAGCAGAGAUGCCAACCAGCAGUGAGAGAGAGAGGAACAGGGAGAAGGAGAGAGAGAGGGACAGGAAGAAAGAAAACGCUUCAGGCCUUUCCCACUCCAGCAGAAGUGUGGCUCCCCCUAGUGUAAAGGGGAGGCCUGACAGCAAACGCACCCAUGACAGAACCUCACCUACUGACAGAGAGAGGGAGAGGGCGAGAGACACAGAACGCAGCAGGGAGAGAGAGAGGGCGAGGGACAUAGAUCACAGCAGGGAGAGAGAGAGGCCGAGAGACGGCGAGCACAGCAGGGAGAGAGAGAGGGAAAGGGUGAGAGACAGAGGAGCCAGUAUGGAUAGGGAGAGAGAGGGGCUGAGAGACGGAGAGCACAGCAGGGAGAGAGAGCGAGAAAGGGUGAGAGACAUAGAGCGCAGUAAGGAGAGCGAGAGAGAGAGCGCCAAGGUGAGGGACAGAACAAGGGAGCAGUUUAAAAAGAGGACAAGGGAGAAGGAGAGGCCAGUCAGCAGAGAAGGAGGAAAGGAGAGAGAGAGAGGAACAGCCUCGGACCGACAGGGCAAACCUCCUUGCUCCUCCACGCCCUCUACUUCAUGUUCCUCCCUCACCCGGGAGCGAGAGAGGAGAGAGAGCAAGGAAAAGAGAGCGCAGGGGCGAGAGAGGCCGCGAGAGAGCGACCGGGGCAGUGAAAAGAGCUCCUCCUUCUCUUCCUCCUCCUCGCGCUCUUCCUCCUGUCAGGGUUCCUCCUCCUCCUCCCGUUCGGCGGAGAGAAAUGAUGACCAGGAUGCGGCAUUUGCCGACCACAGAACAUCCACAGGAGGCCUCACCACCAAUAAAGAUGCCGGUGAGGAGGGGAAGGACCCCUGUCAUUAUCAUCCACAAGAUCAACGAGACUACUCCCACCGCUCCACCGAUGGCCCUGCCCCCUGUGAAGCCUCCGUACGACUGCAAGAGGCAUCAGAGGCCGCCAAGCCACAAGGGAGCGGGGAUUUCCCGCAUUGUGAACCCCCAUCUCUGCCCCACAUUUCCUCAGAGGAGGAUCUGGCAGAGAAAGCGAAGGCCAAGCGGGAGAAGCCGCAGGAAGAGGUCUUUUCCUUUGGGUGGAAGAGAAACAAGGGACAAGGCACCUGGAGCUCCAGAGCCAUGGAGCAGCACAGUUCUCGAUGGACAAACAUCUCCCAACAGACCCGGAGAGACGAUGCCGGAAGGGAGACAGGCAAGAAGGGAGAGAGACCUAUGUCUGUGCCAGGGAGAGAGAUGGUAGACACCAUCUUCAUGUUCGACUCCGCGAAAGAGGAGGAGCAGGAGCAGAGAGAGAUGGCGGACACCGUCCAAAGAGAGAGAGAAGGAGAACAGAGGAGUAAAUCGAUGGAGACCAAGGAGGAUGGCUCGCAGCGGAGAGAGAGAUGGGUGCCGCUGGAGGAGCAGAGGUAGAGGAGGGAGAGAGGAGCAGCAGUGCUGGUUUGUCCGCGAGCCAGGAGGACAGAGAGCAGGAAGAUGUGUGGUGGGAGAGGAGAGAGAAGAAGAAACACAAAAAACACAGGGAGCACCAGAGUUAAAGCAGCGUGGAGAAAGAGGAGGACGAGCCAAAAACUGCCAAACACAAACACAAGAAGAAAUCAGAGACGCGCCAAGGGAGGAGGAGAGGCGAGCUGCAGAGAGGGGGAUGACUGGGUAAAAGAGGAGGACAGGAAUGGAGAGAGAAAAGAGGGGACUUAAGAAGACCAAAUCUCCGAAAGUAAUCAUGAGACGCAGCAUUUUCCUGAAAUGUGUGCGAUGACGUUGAAGUCGAGACUUUACUUCCCUUGUUGGUUCUUUGUAAUCAAGUCAAACAAACGAAUCACAAUAAAACCUUCAGAUGACUGUCAGUCUGGACUGCAGAUGACCGUCAGUCUGGACCGCAGAUGACCAUCAGUCUGGACCGCAGAUGACCGUCAGUCUGGACCGCAGGAGUUGAGAUCAAGUGAACAACUUCGUUGGCUCUAACAUGGACCAGAUUUAAAGCCGAUAAUUGCAUUGCAGAAGUUUAUAUGUCAAAUAUUUCAAAUCUGAAAUAUUAUGGGCAGCUGAUUUGAGUUGAGCAGGAUUUUUAUUUGACCCUCGGCCUUAACAUGCAGAAACGCUGCUUGACAUGUAACAGCAUUACACGCCGGCUUGGGCUAAGAGAACAUGGCAUGACUAGUUUUUAUGCCAGGGUCAGUUUGCACUGAGGGGAAUGUCUCUGUAAACGAUGCCGGGAUGAAUUCAGGAUGAAAAGAUGGUGGACAAACACUUAUUUCCACCCAAUAGCCCUCAUGCUACGCCUGGCUUGGCCUGUGCCAAAA
Molecule: messenger RNA, 7303 nt
Organism: Lampris incognitus (smalleye Pacific opah)
Lineage: Eukaryota; Metazoa; Chordata; Actinopteri; Lampriformes; Lampridae
Product: E3 ubiquitin-protein ligase RBBP6-like
Biological process (GO): protein ubiquitination; ubiquitin-dependent protein catabolic process; mRNA processing
Cellular component (GO): nucleus
Molecular function (GO): nucleic acid binding; zinc ion binding; ubiquitin protein ligase activity
Source: RefSeq, a predicted model, not a curated record